UAAAUGCCGCAUCAAAACCCCCCACCCACCCCCUCCAUUCAAAUGGCCUUUUCCAUCUCCUCCUCCACCUUCCUUUACCGUCUCCGAUGUCCUCCUCCGCCGCAGCAGAGCCGCCUCCGCCGCCCUCGCCUUCCCCCUCGCUCGCGCAGAAUUUCAGAUCGCUCGGUCUCGGAUACGCAAUCGCCAUCGCGCUCGGAUUCCUUGUUCUAUUUUCAACCGUUUUGCUCGCAUCCUACAUCUGCUGCCGAUCCGCGGCCGCGCGGCGCCGGAGGAACCGCCAGGGCGAGGAUCGCCGCCGCACGGGGGAGAAUAGCGUCUACCUUCCGCGGAUGAUCUUCGUGGAGGAGGAGGAUGAGGAGAGUGAGUCGCGAAACGUCGUCGUAGGACUCGACCAGGCGGUUAUUAACUCGUAUCCGAAACUGGUGUUCUCGAAGCGCGGCGGCGGCGGCGGCGGUUUGGAGAACAACAGUGUUUGUUCGAUUUGUCUGUGCGAGUAUAAGGAGGCGGAGAUGCUCCGGAUGCUGCCGGACUGUCGGCACUGCUUUCACGUGAUGUGUGUGGACGCUUGGCUGAAGCUCAACGCGUCGUGUCCGGUCUGCCGGAACUCACCGCUGCCGACGCCGCUCUCGACGCCGCUGCAGGAGGUGGUGCCGCUCUCGCAGUACUCCGAUGGGCGGCGGAGGCAAUAAUUGAGGGGUGGGUUUGGUAAUCUGGGGAAUUAGGUGUGCUUUUAUGUAAUUCUUAUUUUUGGUGGGGGUGUUUGAUUGUAGAAGAAAGAAAGUUUUGGGUAGCUUUGUAAUUUUUCAUUUGAUUUGUCAAUUACUAUAAAUUAAAGAAUUGAAAAUGUGCAUGCUUAUUUCUAUA
Messenger RNA from Andrographis paniculata, 864 nucleotides. RefSeq names its product RING-H2 finger protein ATL67. Gene Ontology annotation, molecular function: transferase activity. The record is from RefSeq and is a predicted model, not a curated record. The coding region runs from base 87 to 689 and encodes 200 amino acids. The transcript has a single exon. Gene Ontology annotation, biological process: protein ubiquitination. Lineage: Eukaryota; Viridiplantae; Streptophyta; Magnoliopsida; Lamiales; Acanthaceae.